CUUCCUAAUUUGUUUGCAUUCUUGAACCAUACGACUACUCGACUCUCCUAAUCCCUGUAGGAUUUCAAGAUUGGAUGUUUUUGCCCCUAUAAAUACGUCAAGUAUGAUGCUUCUUUUCUGUCAUCAUCCCGAACUUAUGCAAAGGCCAGAAAUGCCCGCAGACUACAUAUUCCGGCCGUCGGACGCUGAGCUAAUGGGUUACCUUGCCUUAUUCGUCGCCGGAAAACCAGUGAAUUCAGAGAUUCCGAUAUCGGAGAAGGAUCUAUACAGCGCGAUAGAGCCAUGGCAGAUUUUCGAGAACUCAGCCGAACGGAUUUUGUACUUUUUCACGCCUUUGAACAAAAAGAGUCCCGGAAAUUCGCGUUACAUUCGGAGAAUUGGAGACGGAAAAGGAACUUGGAAAGCUCAGGAUAAGGGUAAACCCGUUUACAGAUCCGAUAGUUUUGACGGCCGAGAACAGAAAGUACUCAUCGGAUUCAAGAAAAGCUUGAGAUACGAGAACAAAGAAUUGCCGGAACACGACGGUCGAUAUCUAAUGAAAGAAUAUUACUUUACGGAGAAGAUAAGAACCGGUCUUAAGGCACCAUUGAAGGAUUAUGUCCUAUGUCGAAUAAAACGAAAACGAGAUGAGGGGUCUACAAUUUUUGAAAGUCCCUGCAGAGAAGCUGCAGACAUUAGUGAUGUCAUUGGCAAAUCACUUCUCAGAUUUGCACUUCCAAAAGUUCAACCAAUUGAAAAUGAGCAUAUUGAAGAUUCAAUAAUUGGUUCGCAAUUGGGAAAAAAUCAACCAGGUGAAAAUGAGCCUAUUGAAGAUUCAAUAACUGUUUCGCAUCAGAGAAUAAGUCAACCAAUUGAAAAUGAGCGUAUUGAUGAUUCAAGCAUUGUUUCGCAGCAGAGAAAAAGUCAACCGAUUGAAAACGAGAAUGUUGAAAAUUCAAUAAUUGUUUUGCAGCAGGGGAAAAAUCGACCAAAUGAAAAUGAGCGUAUGGAAGAUUCAAUAACUGUUUCGCAGCAGAAAGUAGAGGAAACUAGUAAUUACUAUUAUGGGGAGUUAGAUUUAUUCCCUAAAUCCCCGGGUUUUCGUUAGAAAUAGGAAUAUGGAACAUAUAUACCCCUCAACAAUGUCAUAGAGAACAUAUAUACAUAACCCCUCAUCUAGUUUUGAGUACAAAAAAUAUACCCUUUCCUUCCUUUAGGCCAUGGCCGUUGCCG
This is a messenger RNA of Cuscuta europaea, 1212 nucleotides long. NCBI's taxonomy places the organism in Eukaryota, Viridiplantae, Streptophyta, Magnoliopsida, Solanales, Convolvulaceae. The record is from the annotation of a GenBank genome assembly.